This is a messenger RNA of Harpegnathos saltator (Jerdon's jumping ant), 3390 nucleotides long. RefSeq names its product zinc finger BED domain-containing protein 4. Gene Ontology annotation, molecular function: DNA binding; protein dimerization activity. The coding region runs from base 1006 to 2955 and encodes 649 amino acids. The transcript is spliced from 4 exons. The record is from RefSeq and is a predicted model, not a curated record. Lineage: Eukaryota; Metazoa; Arthropoda; Insecta; Hymenoptera; Formicidae.
CAUUUUUGGUACAUGACAGACCUGUCGAUUCAGUAAAGCAAAAGAUUGAAUAAAUUUCGUCCUGAUAUAAUUUUCCGUAGCAAUGAUAUCUAUUAUAUUCCUCCAACUUCUUUUGUUAAUAAUUUUUUUUAAAAAAACAACGAGCGACGGUGAAAACCUUUUGAUUACUCGGUUAUUCAGUUAUUCGGAGUGGUGACUUUGGCAACAUAUGUCAAGGUCAUCAUCAUCAAUGAGGUCGCUGCUAAUGUAAAUAUUUAUCGAAAAUAACAUUGACGUCCGCACUGCUUAUCUUCCGAUACUUCGUAUUGUCAGCCGCGCAAGAUUCUACAUGAGUUAUUUGGUACGGAGCAUAAUUCGAGAUUAUAUUCGAGCAUAUAUCAUAUAAAAGGUAUCAGCUACGAACUCCUGCAGAACUUCGUAAGAAGCAUAAUUUACUUUCAACGUUGAACACUUGUACCACCGAUACUUCUCAUUCCAUGUUAAUGAUAGAUAUCGGUAUAUCGGAGCGACGUAUCUAGAUUAAGAGCACGAUACUUCAAUACGGUUAGGUUGCUCUACAAUUUCAAAGACCCUGACUUCCUUCAAGAUGCAACUGUGACGGUAUUUAACUUACGACGCUACGAUGCCUUCGUAGUAUCAAGAAGGGAAAUACGAUAAAGUAUCGCUAUGAAGUGGCGACGAUCAACGACAGAGGCAGUAGAUGUAGUAUCGAUACUCGGCUGGUAAAAGCAUCGAGUAUCGAUGCUCUGCCAGGACUAACUUCACCGUCAGCUGCGACUGGUCGAAUGUCGACACUCGCAUACUCCCACUCGACCGAUAAAAGCAUCGAGCAUCGAUACUUCCGAGUAUCGCUGACGACGAUAUCCGUGUUUUGCCUUCUAAGGAGAAAAACGAUAGGUUAAGUGUGGAACCGUGUCCCUGAACGAACGUGGAAAUCUGAGAAAAUCUCAGGAGGAAGGAGGAAGAAAAGAUACUGCUUGUCGCCGUGUUAAAGCUGCCACGAAAAUGCCGCAAAAGAGCAGAAUGUGGUUUUACUUCAAGAGGAUAGACGAAGGUACGGUGUCGUGCAAUUUGUGCCACAAACAUAUCAAAUCCUCCGGCAACACGUCCAACAUGAUGAAGCACUUGAAUAUGCACAACAAGAGUGACAGUCCAGACAAGGAUAUGCCGAAGGAAUUGAGGCCGCCUACAAAGAAAGAGAAGAAAUCCACCGAGAACGUAUUUUACAAUUUCCUGUCAUCUCGCAGUCAAUGGUUGGAAUUCGAAAAUCCUAAUAACACAGAUGGUUCGAAUCCUGGAACAAGUUAUGAGGCUGCAGACACGGUAUACAUAUACUUUCUCGAGAAAUCAGUUUCUGUAGGAACAAAUACACCUCCUUUACUUGCAACUAUUGAAAGGAUAUCCAGCUAUUCUGACAGCAAGGAUCGCCAUAUGCGGAUAUCCAAUGCUAUUCUUUACUUCAUCUGUGUCGACAACCAACCAUUCACUACCAUCCAGUGUAAGGGAUUCAGGCACUUGAUGAAAGAACUUGCGCCGCUUUACAAAAUACCUGAUAAAGACACAAUCAAGAAGAGACUAGACGAGAAAUACGACGUAAUGGUGCAGGUGUUCAAGCAAAAGCUGAGCGCAGCAUCGUACGUGACAAUCACUACUGAUAUUUGGACUGAGACGACGUCGUCGAAAAGUUACUUGGGAGUAACAGUACAUUUCAUAACGAACGAAUUGAGGAAACUGGAAUCGGGCAACAUCGAGAUCGUCGAGUUGCCUGAACGCACAGAAAAUCACAUAAGAUGCAUCUUGCUAAGCGCCCUGAUGAAGUGGAACAUCGAUAUCAACAAAGUCGUCGCGGUUGUCACGAAUAACGAGUCAACAAUGGUAAAUGCAGUCACACAAACCUUCGGCCAAGACAAGCACAUACUUUGUUUUGCUCACACUAUCAAUCUGGUGGUGGAGAACUCUAUAAACAACUGCGAAGGCCUCGGCAGUGUCAUCGACCAAGUGAGGAAAGUCGUGAAGUUCGUGAAAAACAGCGUCUACGUCACCAACAAGCUGCACCAACGCCAGAUUGACUUGGGUACACCUGAGAACGAGAAUAAAAAGCUUAUUUUAGACAGCGAGAGCAGGUGGAGCAGCACGUUCUACAUGAUCGAGCGAUUCAUCGAGUUAUGGAACGUGGUCAACGAGGUCUUGUACAUGAAGCAUGAGAUUCCCGGGGCACCUACCGCCGAGGAUUUGGACACGCUGAAGGAGAUUCUGGAUCUGCUGAGACCUUUGGAAUUUGUGACGCAGGAAUGCUCGACGGACAAGUAUCUCGCAAUCUCGAAGAUGAUACCACUUAUCAGUUGCAUCAUGAUCGAAUACAACAAGAUGACGCAAACGAAACAAUUGUCGCGGAAGCUGAAGCAAGUGAUCCUAGAGGAACUGGAAAAGAGACUCGGUCGCACAGAGUUCGUCCGUUCGGCCUCCCUCGCCACGAUCCUUGAUCCCCGUUUCAAAAACAUUCACUUUCAGAACGCGCAGGCUAUGUCCGAUGCUAUGUACCUGUUGCGCGACACGAUCAACAAGCUAUCCAACGCGAGCUCGUCCGGCGAGUCCGAUACCGAGCAGGAGAAGAGCAAGUACGAUCUAUGGAUUCACCAUAGACUCUUGGCGAACAUGCCGAAGGAUGAAGACGACGAAGCUCUGAAGGACGAGUUGUCUCUGUACCUGGCCAGCCCGCUCGCCACGCUGAAGGACAACCCUCUGGAGAAGUGGGAGAGCACGAGAACGUUGUAUCCUACGUUGUACAAAGUGGCGAUCAAGUACUUGUCGAUCGUCGCAACGUCCGUUCCCGCCGAUAGCCUCUUCUCGAAGACAGGACUCGCAGGCGUCCGAUCGAGAAAUCAACUGGCUGACAAGAGAUUGCACAAGCUGCUAUUCCUGAACUCAGUAGAUCCGGAAUACUGGUUUCAAUGAAUCGAGAAAAACCAAAUCGCCACUUUGUUAUUCAUGACGAUGACGAUCUAAGGAAUGCGAGCAUCCGACGGAUCGGCUCGGAACUUCGCGCGGAUAAUUAUCCUAUAUAUAUUCCUUCCAAUAGCCGCGAACUAGUCGGACUCACUCCGAAACAUCUCAAGAGAGAAGAUAUUCUUUACAAUGUAUAAAUUAUAGAUAUAAAACAGAUAAUUGUUAUCUGAUGAUGCUGAUGAUAGUUACGACAUUAUUUUUCUAAUAAAGAAUUUCACCGUCACAGAGCCGUCGCCUUUCGUCGAGCCGUCAUCGAACCGCGGUUUUUUUAUUUCAAGACUUUUUUAUCGCCCCGAUAAUAAUGUUGAUUCUUCCGAAGGAAAAUCAUCGACAUUAGAUGAAUCAUCAUUGAGUAUAUAUCAACGGCUAUUUAACUUAUCGACU